Molecule: messenger RNA, 1242 nt
Organism: Paracoccidioides brasiliensis Pb18
Exons: 1
Coding region: 1-1242 (413 amino acids)
Biological process (GO): regulation of cell cycle
Cellular component (GO): nucleus
Source: RefSeq, a predicted model, not a curated record
AUGCCGCCAACACUCCCCAGCCUCCUCGAAACAACCCUCAUUCUCAGCGACCAAUUCUGCGCCAGUCUCUCAUCCCCGCUCCACCCCUCCAAAUCAAAACCCAGUGACAACAAAGACAAAAACCCCGCGCCCCUCCCUCUCCUUUCCACCUCCGCCACAGCCCUCAAAGCUCAAGUAACAAAGCUAUCUCUCCUAGCCGUAAACGCCCCUUUUACUCCCUCUGCCGUCAUUUCCGUCCUGUCAACGGUGAACGAAUCCAUCUCCCCUUCACUGGUCACUGCUGCGCUCCUCACGACACCAUCAGAAUAUACACAGGCAUUUCAUGCAGAAGCGAAAUUGCUGGUUAAAGAUGCGCUGAGGGAGUUUAGGAGUUUGGCAGGGCAUGUCAAGGUGAUUUCCUUGGGAGUCGGUGGUGAUAUGUGGGAGACAGUUACAGUGACAGAGCAGCAGAAGGCGGAAGUCAUGGCGUCGACGGGACGAGUGUGGAAGACGUGCGACCAGCUGGUGUCGUUUGCGGAGGAGGGAAUUGUGGAGUUUUUAGCGAGGAAGGCGAAGCAGUAUCUUGAGCUGGUGAGGGACGGGAUUAGGGAGCUAGAGGAGUGGAAUCCCGAACAAGAAGGGGGCGAUGAGGAUGCUUUUUGGGAUGAUGAAGAAAGCGAUGAAUUGGGGAAUAUGGAAGAUGAGAACGCGUCUCACGGCAAAGGAGCGGCCACUGAUAAAAGCCAUGAUGGAGAUAUUACUGCAAGCCUCCAGUCCGAAAAGUCGCAUAUUCUCCGCCUCCUCAACCCCAUUGCGCAGAUAUACCCAGCUAUAAUAUCCCAACGUCUGGAAAAGAAAACAUCUCCGUCCUCUUCUACAUCUAAAGACCUAGCACAACAAAAGCAACCACCCUUAUCACCACCGCAAAUCUCCCAACUCGAUCGCCUCAUCCAACAUUUGCGAGAGUUGCCCAACCUCGUGGACGAAGCGGCUGGCUCCUUGUACGACCAUGACAUCGACAAUGCAGUCGUGAAUAUGAUGAAGCUCCGCAAAUGCGCCAUUGCGGCGGCGGAUAUAGCCCGGUCACCGCUGGGCACCAAUGGCAGAAGCAGUGUGCUAGCCAAGGAGGAGGGGAGAGGGAGUGGAGAGAAAGAAGACAUGCAGAAUACGACAAGUGACGAUAAAUUUCCGAAGUGGGUGGAUACGUGGACGAGGGUUGUCGAGGAGAUUGCGAAAUCUAGAGGCGAGGCGGUUAAAGGAUGA